Phyllotreta striolata is the source of this 2022-nucleotide messenger RNA. The record is from the annotation of a GenBank genome assembly. NCBI's taxonomy places the organism in Eukaryota, Metazoa, Arthropoda, Insecta, Coleoptera, Chrysomelidae.
GUAGGAUUUCAUAAAAAUCCGUGUCUUAUCUCUCUCCGCUUUUAAUUCGAAAUUUUAAUUAGUCGUGUGGCAACAAAUAGAUAAAAUACGUUCCUCCCGUACGGGCUAAUAUUCCACACCGCUCGAAAUUUCGACAAACAUUCGAUAAACGUUUAUCGACCUUCUUGACCUAUUGCAACAAAGCAAACAAAAACUUAAUGAAAAACAAACGGUUUAUUUUCGAGAUCCACUCGACAUCCCGCUAUCCCGCUCGUCAAAUAAGUAUUAAAAUACGCGUAGUCGUUUUGCUCGAUUCAUCGCCGAUUCCGUCCAGCGAGCGAUGCGAUUACCCGUCCAGGUAACGAGGCAAUUAACGCUAACGGUUUUCAAUCGAUCGAUAACGGCCAGAGCCAUGUCGUUUUUGGUCAGUGAUCCGAAAUAUUCCUUUCUGAAGGAGCUGGGGAUACGGGAGAGGAACCCGGGCGCCUUCGACGGCGCUUGGAAGGCUUCCGGGCCGGUAGUGAAAUCGGUAUGUCCUAGUAAUGGAAAACCCAUAGCAGAAGUACAGCAAGGGUCUUUGGUCGAUUACCAGCGAUGCGUGGAAGCUUCGGACGCGGCUUGGAAGGUUUGGGCGGACAUUCCAGCGCCUCAAAGGGGCGAAAUAGUCCGUCAAAUAGGGAACGCGCUGAGGGAGAACUUGGUGCCCUUGGGACAGCUCGUUUCCUUGGAAAUGGGGAAAAUCCUGCCCGAAGGCAUCGGCGAGGUCCAGGAGUACGUGGAUAUAUGCGAUUACGCCGUCGGCCUGUCCAGAACGUUGGCCGGGUCCGUUUUCCCAUCGGAACGGCCGGGCCACGUGUUAUUAGAAAACUGGAAUCCCCUGGGGGUCGUGGGAGUCAUUUCGGCUUUCAAUUUCCCCAUAGCCGUGUACGGAUGGAACAGCGCCAUAGCGAUGGUGUGCGGUAACACGGUGUUGUGGAAGAGCGCCGAAACCACUCCGCUGGUGGCCAUCGCGACCACUAAAAUCAUCGAAACCGUCAUGGAAAGGAACAAUUUACCCAAAUCCGUGGCGUCGUUGUGUUGCGGUGGGGCCGACGUAGGCAAAGCCAUGGCAGCCGAUGCUAGAGUGAAACUCUUAUCGUUCACCGGUAGCUGCGAUAUCGGCAAACAAGUGGGAGUCGAAGUACAGAAGCGAUUCGGGAAAGUUCUGCUGGAAUUAGGAGGGAACAAUGCUUUGAUAGUGGCCGAAGACGCCGAUUUGGACAUGGUGGUGAGAGCGACGUUAUUUGCUUGCGUCGGGACGGCCGGUCAGAGGUGUACUACUACCAGAAGGUUGAUUCUUCACGAAAAGGUGUACGAUGAAGUUUUGGAUCGAUUGAAGAAAGCUUACGGUCAAGUAGUAGGAAGAAUCGGUGACGCACUGGAGGAGAACACGCUAAUUGGACCGUUGCAUAGCAAACAAUCACUCGACAAAUACGUUGAAACGGUAAAAAAAAUAAUUGAUGAGAAAGGAAAAAUAGAAUUCGGCGGAAAAGUAAUAGACAAAGCCGGUUAUUUCGUCGAACCCACAAUCGUGACUGGCCUUCGACACGACAAUCAUUUAGUCCACGAGGAAUGCUUCGCUCCAAUAGUAUACGUUCUAAAAACCUCCAGCACGGAGCAAGCCAUCUCAUGGAACAACGAAGUACCUCAAGGCUUAUCUUCGAGCUUGUUCACCCAAAGCAUCGACAACAUAUUCAAGUGGAUAGGGCCGAAGGGUUCCGAUUGCGGCAUCGUGAACGUGAACAUUCCGACGUCGGGGGCGGAGAUAGGCGGCGCUUUCGGCGGCGAAAAAAGCACCGGCGGCGGCAGGGAGUCGGGCAGCGACGCGUGGAAACAGUACAUGCGACGGUCCACCAUAACGAUUAAUCACUCGAAAGGGUUACCAUUGGCUCAAGGCAUCAAAUUCGAAUAAAUAACGGUCAUACACGAAACGGGCUAUUGAUAUUCGUACUGAAUGUUUGUAUUUUAAAAGACUAAUUAGGAAAUAAAACGUACUUCAUGUCG